AUGGCAAAAUUUCACGCUUUGAUAAAAGAAAAAUUUCAACAAAAUUUUUAUGAACCGAUUAAUAAUCAUUUACGCACAGAUGUACGGUCUGCAGAGGAAACACAAAUAAGCAGCGAGGUUGUGGAAGAGUCUACUAAUUCUGAACAAAGCUGUAUAUUAAUUCCUUCAUAUGCUUGUCGUGAUAAAGGAGGAGAAGAAUGGAAAGUUUAUGUACGAGGCUGGGCUUUUAGCUCCAAAACUCAAAGCCGGAAGCAAAAAUGGAUGAUCGGUGUUGCACGUCGGGUAGCUGGUGUGAACAAUGAUGAGCAAAAAAGCAAAACACUUGAAGAUAGAUUUAGCAUGUUUUUAGCAAAAAAUCUUAGAAAUCAAGAAUAUAAUGUUCAAAUAGAUGGCCUUGCUCUAGGUGAUGAUGAUUUUUCUCAAGACUGUGAUGACAAGUCGCAGUGCUAUGACUCUCAAACCUCAUCCACUCACAUUACAAGUGACGCCGGUCAUUUUUCGGGCAUAAUUAGGAUUCGUGCCGAAAUUAUCGAUAAGUGGAUUGCUAGCGUAAACAAAAAUGAUAUGCCCGUAAGAUGGCUUAAAUUAUCUGCAAUGCCAGAAGGGGAAAUGCAAGAUAAAGCGGAAAAAACUUAUGGCUUCGCCAACUUAAUUGAUGUUUAUGGCAUAUCUAUCAUAUCCGAUAUUGAUGACACUAUCAAACACACGGGCAUAGGCGGUGGUCCACGUGUAGCGCUUUCUAGUACCUUUUUGUACGAUCCGAAAGAGGUUUCUGGUAUGGCCGAAGUUUAUAAAGAAUGGUAUGAUCAAGGCGCAUCGAUACACUACGUAUCAAAUUCUCCUUGGCAACUAUUUCCCAUGCUAGAACAAUUUUUCCGCACUAAGAAUUUUCCUCGUGGUUCGACGCAUCUGAAACUAUAUAAUGAUCUAAAAAGCCUAAUAGAAGAACCAGGGAAUACAAAACGCAAAUAUAUUAAAGAAAUUAUUAAGGACUUUCCUAAUAGAAAAUUUAUCCUUAUUGGUGAUAGUGGAGAAAUUGACAUGGAAAUCUAUUCCGACAUAGCGGAAGAAUUUCCAGAUCAAAUUUUAUACGUCUUUAUCCACGAUGUGUCCACAGAACGUCUUAAAUCGCGUCCACCACCUCCAAAACGAUCAAGGUCUUUUCCAUUUAUACCGACGCGUCCUCCACGUUUGUCCAAAUUUCCAAAUACAAUGCCAGCUGUAAUUGAUACUAGUGUAGAUAAUAUUGUCGAAAAUAAUACCGUCGAAAAUAAUACUGUCGUCGUAGAAAGUUCCGUCGUCAUAGAUAAUUCUUCAGCGGAUGAUUCUGGUGUUGGAAUUUUGUCGCCAUCUGAAUACUCAACACCAACACUACCAACAACACCAACAACACCACCAACACCAACAACACCACCAACACCACCAACACCACUCACUCCAACUACACCAGGUAUCGAUCUUCUUCAGGAAUUUCUAGACCGUGUCGAAAAAUGUCGUCAAAAAGUUCCUCGUUAUGCCUUUGAACUGUUUACAGACAGUCAAUUAAUGUCUAGUGCAAGGUUUAAUAUUUAUAAUUAA
Dentiscutata erythropus is the source of this 1578-nucleotide messenger RNA. The record is from the annotation of a GenBank genome assembly. NCBI's taxonomy places the organism in Eukaryota, Fungi, Glomeromycota, Glomeromycetes, Diversisporales, Gigasporaceae.